Messenger RNA from Galendromus occidentalis (western predatory mite), 1887 nucleotides. It is a transcript of the gene Ttc30, whose product is annotated as tetratricopeptide repeat domain 30. Gene Ontology annotation, molecular function: intraciliary transport particle B binding; protein binding. Bases 1 to 1887 code for a protein of 628 amino acids. Gene Ontology annotation, biological process: intraciliary transport. Gene Ontology annotation, cellular component: axonemal microtubule; intraciliary transport particle B. The transcript has 11 exons. NCBI's taxonomy places the organism in Eukaryota, Metazoa, Arthropoda, Arachnida, Mesostigmata, Phytoseiidae. The record is from RefSeq and is a predicted model, not a curated record.
AUGGGAUACACUCGUGUUGUAUACGAAUUGUUCAGAGACAGCCGCUACGAGGAAGCUGUUGGUUUUUUGGGAGAUCAGUUACAAACGAAUCCCGGUUCACGACCUGCGCUCUCGCUGCUCGCCUACGCGCACUACAGACUCCAGGAUUACGUCAACGCGGCAAACUGUUAUGAGCAGCUGGCCAUGUUGAGUAUCGAUGAGAAAACCGCCAAUCAGUACCGGUUGCACUAUGCGAACUCGCUCUAUCAGGCGAGUCUCUUCGAUGAAGCUUACAAGGUCACCUUGCAAAUGGCGGACUUGACAGACUUCAAGCUAUCUCUGCAUAAACUCCGGGCCGCCAUCGAGUAUUCGAGAGACGACUUAUCUUCUGCAUCCAAGGAACUCCAAGCAGCAGAGGAUCAAGGGGACCCCGAUGUUCAGGUGAACCACGCCUGCAUCCUCUUCAAAGAGAACAAAUUCGAGGACGCGAAGAAGAAACUACAGAGCGCCAUGCAGGCUCAAGGAUACAGCGCGCAGCUGUAUUAUGCGGCGGCUCUAUGUUGUUACAAACUCAAGCAAUAUCCACAGGCAUUGAAACACAUUGCCGACAUCAUCGAACGAGGAAUCCGAGAGCAUCCAGAGCUCUCAGUUGGCAUGGCCACAGAGGGAAUCGAGGUUCACGUUCGAAACUCGGCCGUCCUCCGCGACACAGCCCUCAUCGAAGCGUUCAACCUGAAAGCCGCUAUCGAGUUUGAGCUGAAGAACUUGUCGGCGGCGAAAGAAGCGCUCACCGACAUGCCACCCCGAGCUCAACAAGACAUCGAUGCCGUCAGUCUGCACAAUCAAGCAUUGAUCCAAGUCGAGUCAGCUCCUUCUUCGAGUUUCGAUAAAUUACACUUCCUGGUCGAACAAGGCACAGGUCCUCAGGAAGCUUUCGCGAAUCUCGUCCUAUUGUACUGUCGCUUCGAGCAUUAUGACCUAGCAGCGGAUCUCCUCGCGGAGCAUGCUGACAUCGUCCAUCUCAUGCUGUCCUCUCACGUUCAGUCGUUCCUCGAAGCCGUCAUCGCGUGCCAAACCUCCCCCGAUGAGGCUUACCAGAAACUGGACGAGAUGGCCCAUCGUCACACCGAAGUUUUCAGAAGGUUGAAGAAAAGCAGCGCAGACGCGGAGUAUGAAGAGGAAUUGAAGAAAUAUAUGCCGGUACUGAUGGCGCAAGCUAAGAUCCAUUGGGAAUUGGAGAAUUACGUCCAAGUUGAAAAGCUGUGCAAGAAAUCUCUCGAAUUCUGCGGAGAGCAGGAAUCGUGGAAAACCAAUGUGGCGCACGUCCUCUUCAUGCAAGGCGAUCGAUUCAAGGAAGCGUCCUCCUUCUACGAAUCGUUGCUAAAGAACGCACCGAACAUACUCGAUGUGCCCGCUGUCGUUCUCGCAAACCUUUGCGUCUGCUACAUAAUGACGAGUCGCAACGAAGAGGCCGAGGAACUCAUGCGUCGGAUCGAGCAAGCGGAGGAGCAACUCGCUUACACAAAGCCCGAAGACAAAGUUUACCACCUCUGCAUAGUGAAUUUGGUGAUCGGAACCCUUUAUUGCGCGAAGGGAAAUUACGAUUUUGGUGUGUCGCGGAUCAUCAAGAGCAUAGAGCCGGUGUCGAAGAAGCUCUCGCCAGACACGUGGUUCUACGUAAAAAGAUGUUUCCUGAGUCUAAUCGAAAACUUGACCAAAAAGGUUAUCGUGGUCAGGGACGCUGUUGUGCACGAUUGUCGCGUGUUUCUAUCUCAAUGCGAAAUUUUCGGCGGCGAUAUUCGAGCGUCGGUCGACGACGGAAGGAACACAUCGGGACUAAUACCGGCAGCGACCGUGACUUCAGAGGCCAGACUCCUUCUGGCACUAUUCGCAUUAAUUAAUGAAUGA